This is a messenger RNA of Trichoderma reesei QM6a, 2129 nucleotides long. RefSeq lists its product as uncharacterized. NCBI's taxonomy places the organism in Eukaryota, Fungi, Ascomycota, Sordariomycetes, Hypocreales, Hypocreaceae. Gene Ontology annotation, molecular function: oligopeptide transmembrane transporter activity. Bases 57 to 2129 code for a protein of 690 amino acids. The transcript is spliced from 8 exons. Gene Ontology annotation, cellular component: fungal-type vacuole membrane. The record is from RefSeq and is a predicted model, not a curated record.
CCCUCUACGAGAGACACUUCAGCUCCGAUGCAAACGACGUCAAGGGGCCUCUGAGAAUGACGCCCCCGUUGCCGCAAGGCCGCAGCUUCACCGUCCGCGGUGUCGCUGCCGGCCUGGCUGUUGGCACCGUGAUAUGCGCCGCCAACAUGUAUUUCGGCCUGCAGACCGGCUGGGUGUCCAUCAUGUCGAUGCCCUCGAGCCUCAUGGGAUUCGCCGUCUUCAAGCUGCUGAAGCCGUACCUGCGCUUCCCCUUCAGCCCGGUCGAGAACGUGCUGGUGCAGAGCGUUGCUGGCGGCAUGGCCAUUAUGCCUCUGGGCUGUGGCUUUGUCGGUGUUAUUCCCGCGAUGAACUAUCUCCUGGGGGCUGACGAGCAAGGACCAUUGUCGUUGAGUACAUGGCAGCUCAUCAUAUGGUCCCUGGGCCUCUGCUACUUUGGAGUUGUCUUUGCUGUGCCUUUGCGCCAUCAGGUCAUCAUCAGAGAACGGCUCAGGUUCCCCAGCGGCUUCAGCACUGCGGUGCUUAUACGCGUUCUCCAUAGCCAAGGACAAAGCUCAUCCCCCAAGGAGCUCGAUGCUGCUGCUAAAGGCGGAUUCGCCAGUCUCGUGCCCAAAGACGAUGGUCCUAUGCUGGUGGAUGAGAGCGAUCCUGUGGUGGAGGAGGAAGAGCCACCAGCCCCCAAGGACCUGGACUGGGCCUACAACAUGAGGCUUUUGCUUCUCAGCUUUCUCAUCUCGGGCAUCUUUACCAUCAGCAACUAUUUCCUGCCCAUCCUGCGAGACCUCCCGGUAUUCGGGACUGUCGCGGCAUCUACCUGGCUCUGGACUCUGAAUCCGAGUCUCGCAUACGUCGGACAAGGCAUCAUCAUGGGGACCGAGACGACGCUUCACAUGACCCUCGGUGCAGUUGUCGGUUGGGGCAUUCUCAGCCCCUUGGCCAAGAUGAAGGGUUGGGCUCCUGGCCCCGUGGAUGACUGGGAGAGUGGCAGCAAAGGCUGGAUUGUCUGGGUGUCUCUGGCCAUUAUGCUCGUGGAUGCUAUUGUCAGUCUGGCCUACAUUGCUUUCCGCCCCAUCUUCGAAAGCCACGUCGUGAGAUUUGCAUCUGCAUUGAAACGUCGGUUCCGGCAUAGGAGGCUCGCGGCCCUAUUUGGGUCCUCUCAUCGGUAUUCUCCAAUUCCUGCCCAGGAAGAGAGAGACGAAGAGGAAGAAGAGAAUCAGUCCUCGACACUGCGGGAUGACCAGUCUUCCGCCAUCGAAGAGGAGAGUGAUGGAUGGGACGAUGCCCCAGUUGAACAACAGGUCAGCAGCCGUAUUGUCUCUUGGGGCCUCCUUGCAUCCGUUCUGGUCUGCGUGCUGGCUACCCGAGUUGUGUUUGGCGAUCUUGUGCCGCUGUAUGCUAUUGUUAUUGCCGUUCUCAUGGCCCUGGUCCUGAGCAUCAUGGGCGUGAGAGCCCUUGGAGAGACUGACCUCAACCCCGUAUCUGGCAUAAGCAAGCUGGCGCAGCUGUUUUUUGCUCUAAUUAUCCCGCAGUCUCACAAGUCCAGUGUUCUCAUUAACCUGGUUGCUGGUGCUAUCUCGGAAGCUGGCGCGUUGCAGGCUGGAGACCUGAUGCAAGAUCUCAAGACCGGCCACCUCCUGGGCGCUGCUCCCAAAGCACAGUUCUGGGGACAAAUCAUAGGCGCUACUUUUGGCGCCGUGUUCAGUGCUUUUGCCUAUCACAUCUACACAGCGGUUUACGAGAUUCCCGGCAAAUUGUUCCAGGUUCCUACUGCAUACGUCUGGAUCUUUACGGCCAGGCUCGUCACAGGCCAGGGCUUGCCAUACAUGGCCAAGGAGUGGGCAAUGGGAGCCGGCGCUCUCUUUGCCGUCACGACCCUGGCGCGGACUCUCUCGGUUGGGAGGCCGUGGCGGUCUUUGAUCCCCGGCGGCAUUGCCGUCGCAGUCGGCAUGUACAAUGUGCCGUCGUUUACGCUCGCUCGAGCCAUUGGAGGCAUCAUCAGCUGGUAUUGGCUAAGUAUACGAAAACAGUCCACCACGCCUCUCAUCAUUGUUGCAUCGGGCUUUAUCCUGGGAGAAGGAUUCCUUAGCAUUGUGAAUCUAUGGCUACAGGCAGCAAAAGUGCCUCACUACUAG